GUUAUCUUUGGCCACGCUGCCAGGAUUCCUGGCAGCCGCAAGUUAUUAUGCUGACUGGAGUGAAGCCCGCAGCCUGAGGUGGAGCUUCGCAGCACUCGGGGUGGGUUUCAGCCUGCUCCACCCAGGACGUGUGCCGUCAGUGGGUGAAGAAGGCGAGGGUGAUUGGGCACAUCUCACGGAUGGGAUCCUGUCGGCUUCGGCAGUUGGGCGCGGUUUGCUGCUCCACUUGCUUUUUGCGUCCUUCGCGCAGGCCUUGGCGUGCAUCGGGCGCUGCUGUCUUGGUGCUGUGCCGAAAGGCCACGUGCCGAAGCAGAGUGCGUGGAGGCCGGUAGCCCUUGCGGUGGCGUUCUGCGCUUUCCUUGGCGAUGCGGCAGCAGCACGGAUCUUCGAGUCACGCUCACGAUGGCUUACCGUGGCCUCAGCAAACUUCCUGGCUGCUGUGGCUUGUGCCAGCUUCCCACAAAGCUCGCGCAGACCUCCGCCUCUCUCAGAGUGGGCCGAAGGCUAUGCGGGGCUUCGCGAUCUCCGGCUUGGGCGGCAGCGACUGGACUCACGAGACUCGAGAGACUCGCGUCUGCGUGCUGGCGUGGUCGGAGGCCUGCGGCGGCUGAGCGCUCGAUUUUUGCCUGCACGCAAAAAGGACUUGCUAGAUCCGGCCUUCGUGAACUGCAUCCUUGCCGAGCUUUGGCCAAGCCUACGUGGCAUGCUGGAGGAAGAUGUCGUCAAGGGCGAGUUUCAACAAAUUCUUCAGAACGUCACAGCUGCGUUGAAGUUCGACAGGAUUUGCCUUGGGCCGGAGCCUCUAAAGGUGCUCUCUCUGUCGAUGGUCCCGGCCACCACCACCGAGCGCGCCAUCACCAUUGCCGCCGAGGUGGAAUUCUGUGGCAAGGACGUGGACCUGACUUUGAGCCUCACGCUGGGCAGACUGGUCGGAUUGUCGGUCAGUGUAAACCGGUUCUCACUUCGAGGAUCGCUCCUUCUGUCGUUCCGAUAUCUGACCCCGCACCUUCCGCUGACGCAGGGCCUCACCAUCGCCUUCGUGAACCCACCGGCAGUGGAUUUGAGUUUGCGCACCCCGGCGGGUUCGCUGCCCUUCCUGCCGGAGCGCGCUCGACAGGCCCUGAUCGCUUUGGUCGACUCCACCCUUGCCCGAGAUUUGGUGCUGCCGAAUCGCUUGCCGGUGCCUUUCGGCACGCUCUGGCCUCUCGAGCGGCUGCAGCACGCCCGACCCGAGGGUGUGCUCUUCUGCCGAGUUCUUGGUGCUUGUGGUGUGACCGCGGAGCGAAACAGCUUUGGUGCUGAGCGCGCCGUCCGCUGCUGUCUUUCUCUAGGCGCCGCCACUUGGAGAUCCGUUGCGGCACACAGUGAGGAUGGCGAACUGAUCUGGGAUGAGCAGCCCACUUUUGUGGUAGAUGCUUUCUCGAGCCAGGAGUUGAGGAUCGCGCUGCAUGAGUGCCACACCUUCAGUGACCGGCAAUCUGGUCAAGUGAAGGCGCUGCCUUUGGAGGAGCUGGUCGAGCGGAGCAAGCACCAGCACAUGCCCAGCUGGGCUCUUCAGGCUUCGGCUGGGAGCGCGUCAGGAGGCCUUGGAAGCCCUCAGAUCCUUCUCUCGGCAAUCUUUCAUCCGGUCUCGCGGCAGCGUGCCUCCUUUGACAAGAAGCUUGGCUCACUCGUGAUGAUCACCGUUGACUGCGCCCGUCGCAUCCCUGAUGCCUUUGCUGGCCGCCGCCUCGCGGUGCGCGCGUUCCUUGCCACUCGCGGCCGCCCAGCCAAUGGUGAUCGACCGGCCAUACAAAGCUACUCCCUUCGAGCUUCGUACGUGCUUCCUCUGCAUGCAGCCACUGGAAUCCUGGAGAGACUUCUCCUCUGCAACUUCACAGCGCCGACUUCGGCUUUGGGCGACUCCUCAGACGAGGAUCCCCGCGGGACAAAGCCUUACCAGGGCUACCUGAAGUCAGAGGAG
Molecule: messenger RNA, 1963 nt
Organism: Symbiodinium sp. CCMP2456
Lineage: Eukaryota; Dinophyceae; Suessiales; Symbiodiniaceae
Source: the annotation of a GenBank genome assembly